AUGGAGGUGCCUCCUCCGCUUCAAGGCCCGACGGCGAAGGAGAAGAAGUACGAUCGUCAGCUGCGUCUUUGGGGUGCCAACGGUCAAAUUGCAUUGGAAGAGACACACGUCCUUCUCAUUCAGGGCAGCGGCCCAGGCGUCACUGGUAUCGAAACCCUCAAAAACCUCGUCCUUCCAGGCAUCGGCCAUUUCACGAUUCUCGAUUCGGCGAUUGUAGAUGAGGCGGAUCUGGGAGUGAACUUCUUCUUGGAGGAUGCUUCGUUGGGCAAAUACAGGGCGGAAGAGACGGUGAAAUAUCUGGUCGAGCUCAACCCGGAUGUUGCAGGUCAUGCCAUCACAGAGUCAUGGGCACUCAAGGACAAAAUCUUCACACCCUACACCCUCGUCCUGGUCGCAGCACCUAUCGAUCCUACCAUCCUCAAACUCAUCGCAACACACACCGAAGCUCUUCAAAUACCCACCUUCCACUUCCACUCGCUCGGAUACUACUCACAUUUCUCCAUCGGCCUACCUCCAGUCUUCCCAAUCGUCGACACACAUCCAGAUCCGACUGCAACAACAGACCUACGGCUGACGAAGCCAUGGUCGGAGCUCACGGGGUUUGCAAGAGAAAAGACAGCGAACAUGGAGAACAUGAACGGCGAGGAGUUUGCACACAUCCCAUACGUCUGUCUGCUGCUACAUUACCUCGAGCGGUGGCAGUCUGAGCACAACGGAUCAUUACCAGACACAUACAAGGAAAAGACAGCAUUUCGAGAUCUUGUUCGCUCCGGCAGUGGUUCAGAAGAGAACUUCGACGAAGCCGUGGCCGCGGUCCUCAAAUCGCUCAACCCACCCACUCCACCUUCAGCCGUUCGCGAGAUUCUCUCCGCACCCGAAGCUACCAAGCUCACCGCAUCCUCUCCACCUUUCUGGCUCAUUGCCAAUGCGGUCCAGACAUUCUACUCCAAGCACUCUCAACUCCCGCUCCCUGGCGCUGUUCCUGACAUGAAAGCAAGAUCCGACACAUACAUCCAACUUCAAAACAUCUACAAGCAGAAGGCCCGACAAGACUGUGCGGAAGUCAUCUCAUCCGUCCGGGAACUCGAAGCUCAAACAGAUCGAGCGCAACACCUCUCCAUUCCCGACGCAGAAAUCGAAAACUUCUGCAAAAUGGCCGCACAUAUCUCCCUCGUCCGUGGGCAACCCCUGCGAGUCAUUCAUCCCGACGCACCUAUCUCCUUCUCGGGCCGCGCAAAGUUCGUUGUGCAGGAGCUCACCAACCCUGAGAGUCUCGUCGGUCUCUACAUUGCCUUCCUCGCUUGGGACGAAUUUGUGGCAACGCACCACGCUGGCAACCAGACCCUCACCCCACCUGGUCUUUCGGACACGAGCUUCGAGGAGGAUUGCUCUCGCCUGACGGGUAUCGCACACAAGAUGAUCGACACUGCGAUCAACAAUGCAGGAACACGCAUCGAGGAGCCCGAGUACAGUCAAGCGAGGAGUAAGGUGGAGAAGUGGUGCAUUGAGCUGACCAGAGCAGGAGGUGGCGAGUUGCACAACAUCGCUGCCUUGACGGGUGGUCUGAUUGCGCAGGAGGCGAUCAAGGUCAUUACGAGACAGUAUGUGCCUGUGCAGGGAGCUUGCGUGUUUGAUGGUGUGGGGAGUCGGACGUGGGUUGGGCAGUUGUGA
Molecule: messenger RNA, 1671 nt
Organism: Zymoseptoria tritici IPO323
Lineage: Eukaryota; Fungi; Ascomycota; Dothideomycetes; Mycosphaerellales; Mycosphaerellaceae
Exons: 3
Coding region: 1-1671 (556 amino acids)
Biological process (GO): protein neddylation
Cellular component (GO): cytoplasm
Molecular function (GO): NEDD8 activating enzyme activity
Source: RefSeq, a predicted model, not a curated record